This is a messenger RNA of Microdochium trichocladiopsis, 961 nucleotides long. RefSeq lists its product as uncharacterized. The record is from RefSeq and is a predicted model, not a curated record. Bases 292 to 741 code for a protein of 149 amino acids. The transcript has a single exon. NCBI's taxonomy places the organism in Eukaryota, Fungi, Ascomycota, Sordariomycetes, Xylariales, Microdochiaceae.
GUGAUUGAUGCGGUUUGCCUGCAGCUCGGCUGAAUACCAGUUUACCUUCUGUCUAGAUCGUCGGACGUGACGGCCCCAACAAAACAGCAGAUCAAUAGUCACUCGGCUCCCCGUGUGUACAAGUAGGAAUACCCACGCGCCUUGGGAGGAGGACAGACCUUGGUUGCAUGACGCCAAAUCUGUUAUUCACACGGGUAUUCCGAAAUAUGUCUUGACUUUGACAUCCAAUAAUUCCUUCGAGGCUGUACUCAAAAGCGACCUCUUCGGGCUGACAUAUCAAAUUUGGUUUUCAUGUUUUUGAAAUGCCGAUAUAAAGGCGGAAGCCAAGGUGCGGAACAACACGGCCAAGUCGACAUAUAUCCUCCAGGCUCGGACGCAUCGAUGAUCUACGUCCGUAUUGAAGCCGUGGGAGCAUUCUCAUUCUUGAAUAUUCCUGCCGUCCCCGACGUGUCUCCAUUAACGAGUGCUGGGUUACUAGGCACGAGUGGCUUCCCUUCCGCUUCUUGCACGGUCCAGGAGCAUGUGUCACGACUUCACGUCCGUCCAGGCACAGCCUCAUUAGGGCGAUUCCGUGGAGUUCCGCGGCUCAGACAGCAUGGCCGUGUUCCGAAACUGACCAGUCUGGGACUCAGCAAGCGAUCAUCAUCACAUGAAGGCACGGCCUCGCGUCCAAUAUCCGGGACACAUCAGAGUACGGGAAAUCUGCAAGAAGCGCCGCGGCCGCCAGAUACCGUGCUGUGAUAUCUGCAACCAGCGCCGCGUAGAUCACGUCAGGCGACAAAUCAAAUUUGAUGGGGAGUCAAGGGGCCGGGGUGAUUCCAAUCCAGCGCCAAAGUCCGAACCCCGAAUCAUGCUCUUGGCCAAACCACGCGAAAACAGGAUGGGAGACCUGUCCCAGUGAGCUGAGAGAGUCGUCUAAAACCAAGGACUGGACAGGUAUAUGGGCCAAGCGCGCCUAGGU